This is a messenger RNA of Oreochromis niloticus (Nile tilapia), 1345 nucleotides long. RefSeq lists its product as uncharacterized. The record is from RefSeq and is a predicted model, not a curated record. The transcript has 4 exons. Bases 283 to 1260 code for a protein of 325 amino acids. Lineage: Eukaryota; Metazoa; Chordata; Actinopteri; Cichliformes; Cichlidae. Gene Ontology annotation, molecular function: nucleic acid binding.
UGGUACAUUUCCAAAACUCUUAUUACUUAUAUCACAACAGAUCAUCAAAAGUGCACCUUUUUCAAACAUUUCAGCAUAUUUUCAAUUGUGUUAGUACAAUACACAUAAUGACAAAAUAUCCUUGACACUACACAAAAUAAGUGUUUCAUCUAAAUAAAUGUUUCGUUCACAGUUACUGCCUUUCAUAAUGUUAUCACUAUAAAAUUUUGGAUGUGCAUCUCUUAUUGGUCAGUUUAAUACAUUUGUCUGUCACUUCAUUCAGCUGAUCUUAAUGUUUAAUCAAUGAAUCAUUCAUUAUGUCCAUGGAUUUCCAACUUGACUGAUUGUUGUCUGGUCAUUUGUAAGUUACACAUUGCUGCAAGAGCUUUCAAUCCAGAAAUACUAAUUGCUAAUUGUUUCCCCCUGAUGAUCACAAUUAGUUACCAUAUAAGUAGAACUGUGUUUGAGACUUUGCACUGUUCAAAUAUGGAGCAGGAUAGACUCGUAGGGAGAGGAAACCUUCAUCGGAGAGGUGGUGGUGGUGGUGCUCCUCGACAGAGAGGUGGUCUUCAGAGAAGUGUAGGCAGAAGACAACGCACCAUCAUCUCUAAUGAAGUCCGGGCCAUCAUUGUUGACCAUAUGGUUAACAGAGGCUUUACCAUGGCUGAGGCUGCCAGGUUGGUACAGCCUAAUUUACAAAGGUCAACUGUCAGCUCUAUCAUCAGAACUUUUCACCAAGAAAACCGAAUUAACAGGAGACAACCUGGUGGUGGUCGCCCACGUGUUUUGACUGACCAGCAGGAGUUGGCUGUGGAGGAAAUGGUCAGGGCAAGGAAUGACAUACGGCUGUCUGAAAUCAAACAGGCUAUUGAGAACAGCAAUGACACCUUUGCCAAUGUGCCAUCAAUUAGCCUUCCAACGAUGUCCCGGCUUUUGAAGAAGCACCAGGUUUCCAUGAAACAAAUUUACUUGGUUCCUUUUGAGAGGAACAAUGUCCGGGUGAAACAACUGCGUUCAGAAUAUAUUCAGAGGGUGAUGGAGCUGGACGCUGCUGUGAAUCAUCACACGUAUAUUUUUGUUGAUGAGGCCGGUUUCAAUCUGGCAAAAACUACAUGCAGAGGACGUAACCUUAUUGGACAAAGGGCUACCAUCCAAGUCCCUGGACAACGUGGGGGAAACAUCUCAAUGUGUGCAGCUAUAUCUGAAGAUGGUGUGGUAGGCUGUACACCAGUUCUAGGGUCAUACAACACUGAACACCUGAUAGUUGUUUUUUUUAAAUGAACUGGAGCAGGCCUGUGUAAUGGAAUUUCUUUUACUUAUGUACUAAUCACAUUAUUUUAUUGUAUAAUGCCUUGGUGCCACUGGA